Messenger RNA from Macrobrachium nipponense, 582 nucleotides. RefSeq lists its product as uncharacterized. The transcript has a single exon. NCBI's taxonomy places the organism in Eukaryota, Metazoa, Arthropoda, Malacostraca, Decapoda, Palaemonidae. Bases 1 to 582 code for a protein of 193 amino acids. The record is from RefSeq and is a predicted model, not a curated record.
AUGGCGAAACCACACCGCAUAGGCUUCUACAUCCGUGAUGUGAUCUCUGGCUGCAGGAUGCUAGUCGACACAAGAGCAAUGCAGUCAGUGUUCCUGCAGUCAGGAGAUGAUCGCAGCCACACUCCUGACAUCACCACUGCCCUUGUGGCUGCGAACGGGACCCCCAUCUGCUCCUACAGCACAAAGUCCUUGAAAAUCUCCAUACUUGGCUGCAACUAUGUCUGGCAGUUCAUCAUUGUGGACGUCAAGGCUUCUCUUCUCGGGGCAGACUUCCUGGAGCAACACAGGCUCCUGGUGGACGUGGGCCGCAAGCGCCUCCUGGACACAGGGACAUGCCUCUCCCUCCCACUUGCCGCAGGUCCAGGCAUACCCACCAUUUGCUCCAUUGCGCCCCAGAUAUGGCAACCUCCUGCAGGAGUUCCCAAUGUUUUCAAGCAGGAACUUCGUCAGGCGGCUGGGACCCUGGCCAAGCAUGGUGUAUGCCACCACAUCACGACCAUGGGGCCCACCCACACAUGCAAAGUUCUGCCGACUUCCACUGAACCACCUUCAGGAUGCCAAGAAGGCCCUCGCAGAGAUUGA